AUGUCUAAUAACCGUUACGUGAGUAAUUCAUCGCGAGGGAUAUUCGACGAAGACGACGAUGUAGACGACAAUGAAUUCAUGUCCCGCGUUCGACCCAACGUCGGCUAUAGAAAUGACCUUUUGGGCAACAAUUUUGGUAAUCAAGAAUUAGAAAAUGCCCAUAGACAAAAACAACAAGUUGUUGAAACAACAAGAGACGUAGAACAAAGAACUUUACAGUCCACUGAAAGAACCUUGCGUUUACUCAGAGAGUCUGAAAAUAUUGGUACUGCUACAGCUGAAGAACUGGUUAGACAAAGAGAACAGCUGCAAAACACCGAUAAACGACUUGAUGAAAUCAAUUCUAAUUUACGUGUCAGCCAAAAACAUAUACAAGGAAUUAAAAGUAUUUUUGGAAGUUUUAAAAAUAUGCUCAGUGGUAAAUCAAAUUUACCACCACGUAGCGCAUCAACUGAAAUUGAGCCAACGGGGCCUCCAUUAACAAAUGAAGUGCGUAGAAGUACAUUGAGUGAAACCUUGACACAAGCAAAUUCUAAUAUUAGCUCUAUGGAUCAACAUCCUGGUUUAAGAAUAAGAGGUUUAGUAGACAACGAAUCAACUACACCAACUGAUGUACAAUCUAAUUUGGAUAACAAUUUGGAUCAAAUUCUUGGAUCAGUAACUCGAUUAAAAGGUUUAGCAUUGGGGCUUGGUGGAGAAAUUGAUUCUCAAAAUGAUUUAGUUGAAAACAUUCUCGGUAAAGCAGAUAAAGCUGACAUAAAUAUGGAACGACAAAACAAAGAGAUAAAUCGUAUUUUGAAAAAAUAA
Macrosiphum euphorbiae (potato aphid) is the source of this 807-nucleotide messenger RNA. The record is from the annotation of a GenBank genome assembly. Lineage: Eukaryota; Metazoa; Arthropoda; Insecta; Hemiptera; Aphididae.